UGUCUUCAUCUCACAGAAAAUUAAUUAGCCUCGAAAUUUACACAAAGGCCUAAAGAUUUCCAAAAAUUUUGCAAAGGAAGAAAAAAAUGGACAACAAAUUUUGGACUUUCCUCACUGCUCUUCAUUCGGGCGCUGGGCCCAUAGUGAUGUUGCUGUAUCCAUUGUACGCAUCGGUGAUAGCAAUGGAGAGCACAACAAAAGUUGACGAUGAACAGUGGCUCGCGUACUGGAUUAUAUACUCGUUCCUUUCACUCACGGAACUGAUUCUGCAAUCGCUUAUUGAGUGGAUUCCGAUUUGGUAUACGGUGAAACUUGUGUUCGUGGCUUGGCUUGUUCUGCCGCAGUUUCAAGGCGCAGCUUUUAUCUAUAACCGUGUUGUUAGAGAACAGUUCAAGAAACACGGCGUCCUCCGCUCCACCCACUCCAAGGCCACCAAGCCCAACAUCCUCCAGUCCAUUUUCCCCAACCGGGAGGGACACGAGGCUCACAGUCACUGAAUCAGAAGAGAGGAGCAGACAGAAGAAGCCUGACUAGUAUUAUUGUAAUGGUGUUGGUGGUGGUCCCAUCAUGUCCUGUCUAAUCUACUUUUGCUUUAUUUAUCAUAAAACUGGGUUUAGGAAUGUUGAUGAUGAUGACUGAUGAGGUGUGUAAUCGUUUUAAAUUAGAAAUGGCUUCUUCUUGUUGUAUCGCUUAUUAUUAGCUGCCACGCAUAUCUAUCUACAAAUGUCAAUGGUCAUAUUUUCAAUCGA
This is a messenger RNA of Arabidopsis lyrata subsp. lyrata, 749 nucleotides long. RefSeq names its product HVA22-like protein d. The record is from RefSeq and is a predicted model, not a curated record. Bases 87 to 497 code for a protein of 136 amino acids. The transcript has 4 exons. Lineage: Eukaryota; Viridiplantae; Streptophyta; Magnoliopsida; Brassicales; Brassicaceae.